AUGAACCGCAUCAUGAUAUCAGAUGAUUUUUACACGGGUGGUCUAUUAAUAUUGAUUGUGGUGACGAGUCAAGUCUACUUAUCAGAGCUAGAACACCUGGGAAUAAACGUGAAAGCCAAAAACUUCUUGGUGUUCCAAGGAGCAGUGGAAUCGAUCGCUAUGAAGAACCCGAAAGAGCGUACCGCUCUCUUCGAAGAAAUAAGUAAUUCCGGUGCCUUGAAAGCUGAGUACGAACGACUGCGUUCGGAGAUGCUCCGCGCUGAAGAAGAGACUCAGUUUUCCUACCAGAAAAAGAAGGGAAUCGCUGCUGAGCGUAAGGAAGCCAAGCUCGAAAAAGAGGAGGCCGAGAAAUACCAGCGUCUCAAGGAAGAAUACGUCGAGAAACAGAUUGAGCUCCAGUUAUUCCGACUUUACCACAAUGAAAGAGACAUUGAGGACCUGGAGAACACUCAGAAAAAACGACAGCACGACCUGGAUAAAAUCGAGAAGAAAAAAGAGAAAGCUGAGGAAGUCCUCAAGGACCGCAAAAAAGAACUCGGUAAAUUGACCCGUGAGCUUGCGAAAAUAGAGCAAGACAUCCGGGAAGUCGAAGUCGAGAUCACUAAAAAACGGCCUACCUUCAUCAAGGCCAAAGAGCGCGUUGCUCACAUGCAGAAGAAAGUUGAAUCUGCUCACAAGUCUCUUCAGCAAGCUCGAGCUGCUGACGAGGCCCACAAAAAAGAUAUUGCCGAGCUCCAGGAAGAGCUGAGACAGGUAGAAGAAGCCAAAGCCGCCUACGAAGCUUCCAUCGCUGGACAGUCUCAACAGCAAGGUCGUGAUGUUCAGCUGGAAGACGAGCAAGUCAGUGAGUACAACCGAUUGAAGGAGGAAGCCGGGAAACAGUCUGCCAGGUAUCUCCAGAUGCUGGACUCGAUAAACCGAGAACAAAAGUCCGACCAAGAUCGUCUAGACAACGAGAGUCGCAAGCGCACAGAAAUAGAAAAUAAGUUCAAGCAGAAAGGGCAUAUCCGAGACGAUCAGCUGAAGCGCGUCGAGAAACUCGAGGAACAUAUCAAGACUUCGGAAGCGGCGCUUGAGGAACAAAAGAAACUUCGCGCAGAUCUUCAGAAUGAUGUCGGUUCUUCAAAAGACACUGUUCAGCGUCUUCAAAGAGAACUUGAGAAUAUUUCCGAGCAGCUUGGAGACGCCAAAGUAGACAAGCACGAAGUCGCGAGGACUAAAAAAAAGACGGAAAUUGUUGAGAAUUUCAAACGACUCUUCCCGGGAGUUUACGACAGAAUGUAUAACAUGUGUGAGCCAAUUCACAAACGGUAUAAUGUUGCAGUUACUAAGGUUUUGGGCAAGUAUAUGGAAGCCAUCGUUGUUGAUACGGAGAAAACAGCGAGGUCGUGUAUUCAGUAUCUUAAGGAACAGUAUCUUGAACCAGAGACUUUCUUACCGCUUGAUUACAUCCAGGCAAAGCCGCUGAAGGAACGUCUAAGGAACAUCAAGGAACCGAAGAACGUAAAGUUAUUGUACGAUGUUCUCCAUUUCUCACCCAAGGAUAUCGACCGAGCGGUUCUGUUUGCAACUAACAACGCUUUGGUCUGUGAAACGCCAGAGGACGCCAACAAGGUCGCCUAUGAACUGGACAAAAAGACCAGGUACGACUGUGUAGCGUUAGAUGGAACCUUCUACCAGAAGGCUGGAAUUAUUUCUGGUGGUAGUUUGGAUCUGGCCAAAAAAGCCAAACGUUGGGACGAGAAGCAGAUGGCUCAGCUUAAAGCUCAGAAAGAGAAACUUACUGAGGAACUGAGGGAGUGUUUGAAGAAGUCGAGGAAAGAGUCUGAGCUAAAUACGAUAGAGUCUCAGAUCAGGGGUUUGGAAACUAGAUUGAAGUACAACAAGAGCGAUUUAUUGGGAACCAAAAAGCAGAUUGCAGAUUGUGAUAAUGAAGUGAAGGAGCUACAAUCUGAGUUAGAUCAGUUUGAGCCGACAAUUGCAGUUAUUGAGAAGACGAUGGCUGCCAGGGACCAAGAGAUCCAGAAUAUUAAAGAGAAGAUGAAUACUGUUGAGGAUGAUGUCUUCACAAGCUUCUGCGAGCAAAUCGGAGUAAGUAACAUCAGGCAGUACGAAGAAAGGGAGUUGAGGUCGCAGCAAGAAAGAGCCAAGAAGCGAAUGGAGUUUGACAAUCAGUGCAAUCGGAUCCAGAACCAGCUGGACUUUGAAAAGCAGAGAGAUACUGAGAGCAAUGUUCUGAGAUGGGAACGUGCUGUUCAGGAUGCUGAAGAUAAGUUGGAAUCCGCUAAACAGACUGAAGCUAACCAGAAGUCAGAGAUUGACAAUGAUGAGACGCAGAUGGAGAAGCUUAAGAGCCAGAGAAAUACUAAGAAAAUGGAGGUUGAUGCUAAAGAAGAGGAGAUUGGUAAAUGUCGUAGGGACGUUGGAGCUAUUGCUAAAGAUUUACAGGGAGUUCAAAAGCAGCUGAAUAAUAUUGAGACGAAGAUAGAGCAGCGCAGAGCUGACAGACAUGCUAUUCUGAUGCACUGCAAAAUGGAGGACAUCGCAGUACCGAUGAUCCGUGGGAACAUGGAGGAUAUUGCGGGAGACGCAAACAAUGAUACGAAUAAUGAAACUUUGAGCACGCAGCAGCAGUACGAGCGUGAGAGCAGGAUUACAAUUGACUAUGGAACGUUGCCGGAUAAUUUGAAGGAAAUAGAAGAUGAUGAGUUCAAGAAGACGAUGGACAAGAUCAACAAGGCGAUUAAUGACUUGCAGAAUAAUAUUCAGAGAAUCCAGGCGCCCAAUAUGAAGGCGAUACAGAAGCUGUAUCUGGCGAAGGAGAAGCUCCAGGAGACUAAUGAAGAGUUUGAACAGUCGAGGAAGAAGGCCAAAAAGGCAAAAACGCUGUUUGAGAAAGUCAAAAAGGAGAGACACGAUAAGUUCAUGGCGUGUUUCGAACAUGUUGCCAAUGAGAUCGAUCCUAUUUACAAAAGCUUGGCGAAAAAUCAGUCUGCGCAAGCGUUUCUUAGUCCGGAGAAUCCUGAAGAGCCUUACUUGGAUGGUAUUAAUUACAACUGCGUCGCUCCGGGAAAGAGGUUCCAACCUAUGUCGAAUCUCUCUGGAGGAGAGAAAACUGUUGCGGCUCUGGCGCUGCUUUUUGCUAUUCAUAGUUUCCAGCCAGCGCCAUUUUUUGUUCUUGACGAGAUAGACGCCGCGUUGGAUAACACCAAUAUUGGGAAGGUAGCGAGCUACAUCAGAGACAAGACUAGUUCGUUGCAGACAAUCGUUAUUUCGCUUAAAGAAGAGUUCUACUGUCACGCAGACGCCCUGAUUGGGAUCUGUCCAGAGGUCGGAAGCUGUCUUGAAAGCAAAGUACUAACGUUAGAUCUAACAACUUUUCCUAUGAAUGUUAAUUAA
Messenger RNA from Cotesia congregata, 3399 nucleotides. The record is from the annotation of a GenBank genome assembly. NCBI's taxonomy places the organism in Eukaryota, Metazoa, Arthropoda, Insecta, Hymenoptera, Braconidae.